Messenger RNA from Cylicocyclus nassatus, 1728 nucleotides. Lineage: Eukaryota; Metazoa; Nematoda; Chromadorea; Rhabditida; Strongylidae. The record is from the annotation of a GenBank genome assembly.
AUGGCUGCUUUGCUUGGCUGCCGUACAAGGUCAUCGUCGUGCCAGAUCUCCGAUGGUGAUGUGUUUGAAGUCAAUGUGAAUAGAUUACCAUGCACCACAUAUGCUGUGGAGCAUUCAAUCAACAUGAUUCGUGCUUCAUUGUUAGCUCUUGUUAUCUUGGGAUCUUCAUUUUCUAUGAAUGUCCUCGUUUGGAGUCCUAGUAUUGGUCAUAGUCAUGUGCGCUUCAUGGGUAAUAUAGCUGACAUCUUGGUUAAGGACGGAUACAACGUGACUGUAUUCACGCCAAUAAUGGAUCCUCAUGUGCAUGUGAUUGGCCAUCAGUCAGCUACAAAACAGUUACUGUUUCAAUCUAAAUACUACGAUCCAAAUGAAUGGCUCACACUUGACUUUAAAGGCGGGUUUUGGGAAGCGCCAAAGGUGGAAGGUCGCUGUAUGAACAUGGAUGAUAUGGAUAAAUUCAGAGAAUUGAAUUACAAAAUAUGUAAAGGUUUGUUGGACGAUGCUACAAUACUCAGUACUCUUCGAGACUGCCAUUUUGAUAUUGCACUCCAUGAAAUGUACGACUACUGCGUCGUAGCUAUUCUUGAGAUGAUUGGCAUCAAAAAUACCAUAGUCGUUUCGGCACUGGGCGUCACUCCACAUGUGCAAACGAUUGCAGGAUUUCCAUCGAACCCCAGUUUUGUUCCGGGAAUGCUCACCACCUAUAGUGAUGAGAUGUCCUUUUGGGAACGUUUGGAUAAUUUCAAAUUGGGUAUCGAAACGCGCAGCAGUGACGCUGACGCUGAAAGGGAUAUAUGGAACUUGGUUAAUGAAUACAGACCUGGUUUUCCUGAUCUGUCAUCACUGGUGAAGCAGAAAACCGGAGUUGUUUUGUUGAAUUCCAAUGAAGUGACCGAAACUCCUCGACCAACAGCAAAUAUACUGCGUUAUAUCGGUGGAGCGACUCUUCAUGAGCCGAAGAAGUUGCCUGUGGAACUUGAUGCGUUAUUGGACGAACGUCCCAAAACCGUUUUGUUCUCCUUGGGUUCUCUUGCUCAGUCAAAGGACAUGCCUUUGAGAUUGAAACAGGAAAUAAUAGCUGCUUUUGCUUCUUUUCCCAACACAACUUUCGUAUGGAAAUAUGAGGAGGAAAAUGAUGCUUUACUCUUUGAAAAAUAUCCAAAUAUUCAUACUAUGAAAUGGGUGCCUCAAACUGAUUUGCUUGCUGACCAGCGGCUAUCGCUAUUCAUCACGCAUGCCGGCAUGAAUUCUGUUCUUGAAGCCGUGUUCUCUGGCAAACCUAUGGUCGCGAUUCCACUCUUCGUAGAUCAGAUUUUGAAUGCUAAAAAUAUGCAAAGCCGUGGUCUAGGUGUCAUGGUCGAUAAACAUGAUCUUAAUAGGGACACGCUAAUCGCGGCACUCCGUGCAACACUGUUUGCUAAUAGCACUUAUGCUCGCAAGGCAGCGAGCGUAGCCAAGUAUCUUCAUGGACGUCCAGCUGCAGCUCGCGCAGAAAUUUCCCACUGGGUGAAGCUAGUUGCAGAAGAGGGCCUUUUGGACCAUUUAGUCAUGAGAUCUAGAGAAAUGUCCUUCCUAACAUACUAUUGUAUAGAUAUCAUAGCGUACCUGGGUGUUCAGUAUAUAAUUAUCUUUUUUCUUUUAUACAAGGCCUUGAAAUUUGUUUACAUACAAAUCUGCAGAUUUAUUAUAAAAUUCAAAGCAGAAUAAAUGAUUUAUUGACUCUGAAAA